Molecule: messenger RNA, 2067 nt
Organism: Mixia osmundae IAM 14324
Lineage: Eukaryota; Fungi; Basidiomycota; Mixiomycetes; Mixiales; Mixiaceae
Exons: 7
Coding region: 31-2031 (666 amino acids)
Biological process (GO): mitochondrion inheritance
Cellular component (GO): mitochondrial inner membrane
Source: RefSeq, a predicted model, not a curated record
AGAAACUCAGCGGCACACGGCGACGUAGACAUGAAGCCUCGACAGCGAGCGGCCCUCCUCAAUGCCUUUCGAUCAUCGCACUCGACCAAGCAGCAGCAGCCAAGAGUCGCCUCGGCGUAUGCUGGCCUGUCCAGAUAUUUUUCUGGCUCUGUAGCUCCUCAGCGACAAUGGACUGCUCGGCCUUCCUCUCUGAGCAUGUCAGCUUCGCAACAAGCUGCUCGUUUGCCCGUGACGCGCUCGUUGGCUGCAUCGGCGGCGCUGCGAGACUACAAAGGAGCCGCCAAUGAGCAAAAGCAACGCGCCGAUGCUCAGAAGCUCAGCGAAUCGCAAGCUACUCAGGCCGAGAGUGAUGGGACGACAUUACACAAUCUCCAGCAAUCGGUAGUGCACUCGAUACCUUCGCUGACAAAGCGAAAGCAGAUGCGCGAUGAGUUACUUUCGCGAGCAACAGGCUUCUUCGAACGUCUCAAGAUCCGCUUCAAGUGGUUCACUAUACGUGGCUUCCGGUCCUACAAGACGGAUGACUAUAGUGCAUUCGUCAGCUUCUUCCUUGGAGGCGUCGGACUCUGGAUCGCCAUCGGCACGACAAGCUUCUUUGCGAGUAUCUUUUUCCUGGCCAAUUCUUUACAGCUGCAAGAAUCACUUGCUAGGAAGCUAGGCAGCUAUCUGACCGCAUCUUCCGGCGUGACCAUCGUUUUCGAAUCCGCCAUCGUACCUCGUUUCAGCUUGAAAGACUCGCGUAUCAGCUUCAAGAAUGUCUACAUCUCUCGCGGACCGGUGAAGAAGAGGGCGAUCGAGCCCCUCAUGCCUCAGCCGAACGACGACGAAGGUGUGCAGGUCUCAUCUGAGCGCGCUGGCGCAGAGGGCGAGUAUGAUCCAGCGAAAGCCAAUUGGUCAUACUUCCACUUGCAAGUCGAUUCGAUCGAGGUCUCGCUUAGUCUAUGGCGGUGGCUCGAUGGCAAAGGACUCGUCAAGGACGCCGUUGUCAAAGGUGUCCGGGGCGUACUCGAUCGCAGCCAUAUCGUUACAGAUCCGAAAGCGGUAAAAGACCGGACAGCUUUUCGACACACUGCGCGGCCAGGCGACUUUCAUCUCGAGACACUCGAGCUCGAGGAUUUCUUGGUGACUGUACAUCAGCCGUAUGGUUUCAGACCGUACAACUUUUCCAUCUUUCAUGCCUCGAUACCGACCUUGAGAAAGCAGUGGCUAUUCCUUGACAUGCUAUCGGCCGACUCUAUCACCGGUCAGGUCGACAACUGCUUGUUCUCGCUGCACAAACCGCAGAGUAUCGGCCGGACAAGCGAAGAGGAUCUCAAAGACGGCACAUGGAAGCGCAUGUCGAGAUUUCGAGUUGACGGCGUGCCUAUCGAUCAUUUGCAGUCUCCUCACGACGAAGGACCAAUAAGCUGGAUCACGUCUGGACGUGCAGAUCUCGUUGCAGACAUACGAUUCCCACGUCAAGCUGGCGAUGACGUCGAUUUGAGCGAAAUACUGGGCGACUUGGUGGAGCGAAUCGACGAGACAAUCAGCUCACGGCCGCCUCCGGCAGACCGGAUACCAGGACAGCCACAGCUCGCGACCGGUAAGCCUCUGGAAGCACCCAAGUCGAGCAUCCGAAGCCUUCUCGGUCUCGAAGAGCACGACGAUCGCGACGAUGACGCACAUAGCGCGGUCACAUUUGAUCUCGACAUUCGCUUCAAGGAUCUCAAGGCUACGAUACCUAUCUUCGAUGAUCACCUUUCGUAUGCGAACAAUGCGCUCGUGCGACCUAUCGUUGCCUUCCUCAAUUCAAACCGCACAUUGAUACCGAUCAAGUGUCAUGUCGAGUUGCCGCUGCCCGAGCUUGACGGAUCUUGGACGACUCAUGACACAGGCUUGCUCGAUCUGGUAUCCGAACAAGUCUAUGCUGCGCUCGCGCACCAUGUGCAGACUCAAAACGACCGGAGAGCCAAGGUUGUGGGGCUGUGGAGCCUGCAGAUGACGGCUCAAGCCGUGUUGACUGCGCUCAGAGGCAGACUCGAUCCUUACUAACGCGCCUCAAUGCACCACUACUCGUUCGCAGUGCAU